UACCGAGUGACUAACAAGUUCUGGUAUUAUUUGUUCAUCAUCGGGACGGAACUGGGGGAUGAGAUCUUCUACGCAACGUUCAUACCCUUCUGGUUCUGGAAUAUCGAUAGCGCUGUGGGGCGAAGAGUUAUCAUGGUUUGGUCGGCGGUUAUGUAUGUGGGUCAAAGUUUGAAGGAUAUAAUUAGAUGGCCUAGGCCGGGUUUCCCCGUAAGCAGAUUGCAGAAGAAGUGGGGCCUGGAAUAUGGAAUGCCUUCAACGCAUGCAAUGGUCUCGGUGGCGAUCCCUUUUUCGGUUCUGAUCUACACUUAUGAUAGAUAUAUCUUCUCUCUUCCAGCGGGUCUGGCAUUCGCGGUGAUCUGGUGUGCAGUCAUCUGUUUCAGCAGGGUCUAUCUGGGAAUGCACAGUGUGCUGGACAUCUUAGCCGGUUUGGUAUUGGUUGUGACAUUGAUGAUUCCGCUGAUCCCGAUUGUAGACAAGUUGGAUUACAUCAUAGUCACUAGUAGCUGGUCGCCCAUACCGGUGUUGGCCGUUUCCAUUUUGCUGAUUGUGUUUUAUCCCGAUUCCGGAAUUUGGACGCCAACAAGAGGCGACACUGCCCUAACCGUUAGCGUGUGCGCGGGACUUGAAAUCGGUGCCUGGUUGCACUACAUGCUCGGUGAUUUCAGACCACCGGCCAAUCCACCUCCGUACGAAGUCAUCUGGCCAUCGUACGCUAUGAUGGGAAUGCUGCUGCUGCGAACCGUUUUGGGUCUCUGUUGCAUCGUGGCCACGCGUGCCUUCGGAAAGUCUAUUUCCUAUGCGUUUGUGUGCUUCCUGCUCGGGCGUGAUAAGAACGAGCUGCGCCAAUCGGAGAAUACGCUACAGAAUAAGAACAAAAUUAUCGUUGAGCUGUCAUACAAGUUCUUCGCGUGCGCAAUGAUUGGAUUCAAUACGCAAUAUUUGCUGCCGAAUGUGUUCAAGCUGCUGCGGAUAGGGCGACCGGAUUUUUAUACGGAAAUCUGAAAUGCCCAUUCGGUAGAAUAUUUAAUUUCUUACUGCAACAUCACGAAAACAUUCCAUCCGGUAUUUCUUAGAAUGUCGAGUUUCUCAUCUUAGUGUGAAUUUGUUUUUGUAUUUUUUUUUCUAUAGUAGUAGCGCACUAUAAAACUUCAUCCUCCACUAUUUGGCUAAGGCCACGACAGUGUUAAAAUCCUAGAUUAGGCUCUAUGUGAUUACGAUCUUCUUUGGUUUAAGUUUUACGUUCCAUCUCAAAGUAAAUACUAGAUAAUGCACAUUUGCUGGAUUACCGAAAAGUUACAACACAUUUCUAACUCAAAUAGCACAAUCUUCAAUAUCCGAUGAAUUCCCAAUCUUUUCUCAAAUUUCUCACUUUAUAUCCAAUUUUCUAACACUACAAUUGAUCUAGACACAAGAUUAGAACAAGAAAAGUUAAACAUAGCAGAAUUUUAUGAUCAUCGAGGAACAAAAGAAAAACACUUAUCUAGUCCCCAAAAGCGACGAACUGCGACAGUGAAUGUGAAUUCGUUCAACGAUAAAAUGUACACGCGUAAAAUAUUUGAAACAAAAUGGAACCUCUUACACGUUAAGGUUUAAUAAACUUUUGGACAUGAUGUUACAACGCGCAUAAUAGGCCUUAUCGAAAAGAGCUACCUACAGUGAUUUUAAAUCGAACAUGCGAUUUUCUCGUUUCGCGCAACCGAACAAAUAGAAAUGAAGCAACUUCCAUUAGUAUUACAAACAA
Messenger RNA from Ochlerotatus camptorhynchus, 1741 nucleotides. RefSeq names its product sphingosine-1-phosphate phosphatase 1-like. Gene Ontology annotation, cellular component: endoplasmic reticulum membrane. Gene Ontology annotation, biological process: sphingosine metabolic process. NCBI's taxonomy places the organism in Eukaryota, Metazoa, Arthropoda, Insecta, Diptera, Culicidae. Gene Ontology annotation, molecular function: sphingosine-1-phosphate phosphatase activity. The record is from RefSeq and is a predicted model, not a curated record. Bases 133 to 1002 code for a protein of 289 amino acids. The transcript has 5 exons.